UUAUAACAGAUGGCGUGAAGCAGGAACCCUUUCCAUCUUCCCUUUUUCAAGAUGGUUGCCCCCGGGAGAGGUGGCGUGCAGGCCCAAGACUUUCUGGCCUUCGGCUCUGGGUCCAAAUGUGGGCGAAAAAAAGAGGAUAAGAAAAGGAAGCGGGUGAACAAGAACAAAAAGAAAAACUGGAGCCGCCACAGCGACGUUAAAGACGUAGAAGAAUUCUUAGACGAUGUCAGACUGCAAGAGAGAACCACGGGGGGGCUGCUCUCCGAAAAAGAAGAUACCAGCUUGUUUUUUGUGGAUACUGGUAACGAAGUGAAAGAUUAUCGGGUAAACAAAAAGAAAAAGCCCCUGAGGAUAGACCUUAUCCUUCAACCAGAUUCCAAGGUUCCUGCCCCCAAAGACAUUUCCUCACAUCAGGUUCCUAAUGGUCAAAAGCUGAAAAGGAAGAAAGAGAGUCAAGAUAAACUGGAAAAGAGAGGAAUAUUUUCUCGGAAAGAACGGCUUCUUCAAGCACGGUUGCGGAAUAAAAAUGAGAAGUGCAAAGCAGAGGCCAACAAUAACCCAGGCCGGGGCUUUUACAAUCUCUGGGCUGACAAUAAUCCUCUGGAUGCCCCUCUUGAGGGAAAGGACAGCUGGUAUCUGCAGCAGACCAGGAAAGGCAUGGUCAAGCGACCAGACAGACUCAACGCCAAGCCUUCACCACUUCCAGCUGUUGAGGUCUCUGGCUCUGGCACAUCUUACAACCCUACGUUUGAGUCCCACCAGGCACUUCUCCUGCGCGCUCAUGAGGAGGAGCUAAAGAAGGUGAAAGAAGAAGAGAGAGUAGACAGGCAGCUUAGCUUACCCACUGCUGCCGAAGCUCCCACAGAGGAAAGCCGCAUGCGUGAGCUCUGCGAAGGGAUCGUGGAGGAAUCUGAGGAUGAAGCUGCGGAGGAAAAGGAGACGGCAGCUGGGGAGCACGUUGCGAUUGUUGCAUCACAGAGAGAGCGGAAAACUGAGAAGCAGAGGAAGAAAGAUAAGGAGGCAAAAAUCCAGAACGCCCGGCUGCAGGCAGAGAAGGUCUUUAAGCAGCGGACCCAGGAGCUCUUCAAGUUACGUUCUAUCCGUGUGGCUGUCAAACAACGGCAGGAAGAGCUGGAGCGGCGUAAGCAAAGGCGCCUGGAGACAAGCAAAGCCCAGGCUCUACUACCACGAAGACUGGGUAGGCUCAAAUACCAGGAGCCGGACACAGAUGUUCAGCUGAGCGAGGAGAUCCCGGGUUCACUGCGCAGACUGAAGCCUGAGGGCAGCAUCGCAAAAGAUCGUUUCAAGAGCUUCCAGAAACGGAAUCUGAUCGAGCCACGUGAGAGGGCAAAAUUCAAGAGGAGGCUGAAAGUGAAAUACUUAGAGAAGCGAGCUUUCCGAGAAAUCACGUUAUAAUUGGAAAUCUGGCGUCGCUACUUCCCUCUCCUCUGUCAAUAUCCAGCCCUGUCAAUAAAAUUAUUUUUAUUUGAUA
Messenger RNA from Bombina bombina (fire-bellied toad), 1492 nucleotides. It is a transcript of the gene NOP53, whose product is annotated as NOP53 ribosome biogenesis factor. Lineage: Eukaryota; Metazoa; Chordata; Amphibia; Anura; Bombinatoridae. Bases 52 to 1416 code for a protein of 454 amino acids. The record is from RefSeq and is a predicted model, not a curated record. Gene Ontology annotation, molecular function: 5S rRNA binding. Gene Ontology annotation, biological process: ribosomal large subunit assembly; rRNA processing. The transcript has 13 exons. Gene Ontology annotation, cellular component: nucleolus.